AUGAAAGACAGGCUGUCCGACUUACAGCAGAAUGCUAAGAAGGAGAUGUCGGCUUUGGUGGAACAACUGGAGGAGAAAUGGGCAGAUACGUCCGAGAGAACGAAUUUGUUAAAUAAAGUUAGUAGCAGCAAGGUCAACACGUUUCUAACGCACGUGGAUGAAUUGGUAAAUGAUAUGAAUAUGAUGGAAACGUUACUGGAUGAAAUAAAAGAUUGGCACUGCAAAAUCAUUGCGGAACCAGGAGAUCAUCCUGAAAUGAAUAUACAAUUAGAUGACGCAGUGGCUUCUUACACAACAAUACUUUAUAAAACUCAGGCUGCUCUUAAAAAUAUAAGUGCCGAAAUUGAACGACAAUUCGAUAAAGCAGCAGAUGAAAGCGCUCAAACCGUCGAAGCACGAAUUAAAAAGAAUCAGGUGAUGACGCUAACAAAAAGGCUGCAGGGUCUACUGAUCGCUUUCAAUGAUGAACAAUUAAUAUACAAAGAUAAAUGCAAACGAAAAAUUCAGUCGUACUUGAAAAUUUCUGGUAACGCAGUGAAUGAAGAAGAUAUUGAAGCGAUCAUCGAAAAAGGAACUUUAUUUGAGCAUACAAAAGGGCUGUUGUUAGCGGAACGGGAUAAGAAAGCUCUAUAUGAUGAAGUAAAGACACGUCGUGAUGAUAUUGUGAAAUUAGAAAGCAGUAUAAAGGAGUUGUAUGGCCUGUUUGUCGAAUUAACAACUCUCAUCCAGAGUCAGAGUGAAAUGCUAAACAAUAUAGAGCGAAAUGUUGAAAGUGCUGUGGAGUAUGCGCAGAAGGCUCACAUGAACAUGAUCAAAGCUAAAAAUAUGAGGGCAAAUGUCCGGAAGAAAAAAAUGUGCUUACUAAUACUGAUCAUCGUUUGCAUAAUCUUCAUAUUUUGUGUGGGGACGAUGCUGUUUUGCUUUUAUGUACCAUUUCUCUGUCGUUGA
Brugia malayi is the source of this 948-nucleotide messenger RNA. RefSeq names its product SNARE domain containing protein. Gene Ontology annotation, biological process: exocytosis; intracellular protein transport; synaptic vesicle fusion to presynaptic active zone membrane. Gene Ontology annotation, cellular component: SNARE complex; plasma membrane; presynaptic active zone membrane. Gene Ontology annotation, molecular function: SNAP receptor activity; SNARE binding. The record is from RefSeq and is a predicted model, not a curated record. Bases 1 to 948 code for a protein of 315 amino acids. The transcript is spliced from 10 exons. NCBI's taxonomy places the organism in Eukaryota, Metazoa, Nematoda, Chromadorea, Rhabditida, Onchocercidae.